Messenger RNA from Salmo salar (Atlantic salmon), 4808 nucleotides. RefSeq names its product exocyst complex component 4. Gene Ontology annotation, cellular component: exocyst; growth cone membrane; synapse. Gene Ontology annotation, biological process: Golgi to plasma membrane transport; chemical synaptic transmission; exocytosis. The record is from RefSeq and is a predicted model, not a curated record. NCBI's taxonomy places the organism in Eukaryota, Metazoa, Chordata, Actinopteri, Salmoniformes, Salmonidae.
UCAUUGGUAGGUUGUCAUUCUGUUUGGGUGCAGUAGCUGGAAAAAUGGCAGCUGAUACAGGGAGAUACCGGAGUGCUGUUAGCAAAAGCAAAGACCCUUCAGGCUUACUUAUCUCCGUUAUAAGGACCCUGUCCAGCAGCGAUGACAAGCAGGACAGAGAGACGGAGAAGGGCCGCCUGGAGGAGGCGUUUGAGAAGUGCGACCGGGACCUGGAUGAGCAGAUCGUCCAACACUACGCUGAGCUGACCACCGCCAUCCGGACCUACCAGAGCAUCACAGAGAGAAUCACCAGCUCCCGUAACAAGAUCAAAGGGGUGAAGGAGAACCUGCUGUCCUGUAAGAUGCUGCUCCACUGCAAGAGGGAUGAACUGAGGAAGCUGUGGAUCGAAGGCAUCGAGCAUAAACACGUCCUCAACCUGCUGGACGAGAUCGAGAGUAUCAAGCAGGUCCCACAGAGACUGGAGGCCUGCAUGGCCAGCAAGCACUACCUGCACGCCACCGACAUGCUGGUGUCAGCGGUGGAGUCUCUGGAGGGCCCCCUGCUGCAGGUGGAGGGUCUGGGGGACCUGCGUCUGGAGCUCCACAGUAAGAAGCUCAACAUCCAUGUGGUCCUCAUCGACGAGCUGCACCGGCACCUCUACAUCAAGUCUACCAGCCGCCUGGGGACCAAGAACAAGGACAAGAACCAGGGACGCCACGGGGGCUCUACAACCAAAGACACAUCCCCUCUGCCCCAGCUGGACGUCAGCAGCCUGUCCACCCCUCGCAAGCUGAUGGACUCCUCCCAGUUCAGUACCCCAGGGACCACCAGCAUGCGUGAGCUGCAGGCGCACCACGAGGCCCGCGAGGACCCUGACGUGCACCCGGAGGAGAACACCCAAGAGUUCAUGGGCGUCCUCAUCAAAGGCCUGGCCAAGCUCAAGAAGAUCCCGGAGGCUGUCAAGGCCAUCAUGGAGCGCCUGGAGCCUGAGCUGAAGCAGAUACUGAAGAGAUCCACUACCCAGAUAGCUGAUCACGCCUACCAGAGAGGAGAGAACCUAGCCACAGAGAGCCAGCCCAGGCUGCUGCUGGAACUGCUGGAGCUGCUGUUUGACAAGUUCAACGCGGUGGCUGCGGCCCACAGUGUGGUGCUGGCCCACCUGCAGCAGAUCGUGGUGUCCCCCAACGGAGCCCAGGAGGGCAUCAAGCUCUAUGAGCAAGCCGACGUCUCUGCUAAGAUCCAGACCGUCCUCCAGGUUCUGUUGAUGGACUACCUGGAUGUGAAGAACACUAAAAGUGCUGCCGAGCCCUCUGCCCAGCUCACCUACGCCAGCACUGGCAGCGAGUUCGCAGCCUUCUUCGCCAAGAAGAAACCCCAACGUGCCAAGCAGUCCCUCUUCAAGUUUGAGUCGUCGUCUCACGCCAUCAGCAUGAGUGCCUACCUGAGGGAACAGAGGAGAGAGCUGUACAGCAAGAGUGGAGAACUACAAGGUGGUGCAGAUGAUAACCUGAUCGAAGGAGGAGAGAUGAAGUUUGUGUGUAAACCUGGAGCCAGGAACAUCACAGUGAUCUUCCAGCCUCUCCUCAGGUUCAUCAAUGAGACGGAGCAGAACAUGGGUCCACCGGGCCAGGCCAAGCAGUGCCAGCUCCGGACCUUCCUGACCUACUACAUCAACGACCUGUUCCUGCACCAGGUCAGAACAGAGAUCAACAAGGAGAUCCAGGCCGUCAGCAAGACAGCAGAUCCACUGAAAGUCCUGGCUAGUGCUGAUACUAUGAAGGUCCUGGCGGUGCAGAGGCCCCUGCUGCAGAGCACAGUAGUAGUGGAGAAGUCCAUCCAGGACCUGAUGACUCUGAUGCAGGACCUGAGUGCCUACUCCAACCAGUUCCUGGAGAUGGUCUGUGACAAGCUGAAGGAGUACAAGGAGGUCUGCAACACCUCAUACAGGGGCAUAGUCCAGUGUGAGGAGAAGCUGACCAUCAGUGCGUCGUGGUCUAAGGACGAGGACAUCAGCCGACUGCUCCAGUCUCUGCCCAACUGGGCUAACAUGGCCCAGCCCAGACAGCUCCGACAGAAGAGAGAGGACGAGGAGGACUUCACCAGGGCGGCGUUUGCCAAGGAGUCAGAGGUGCUGACGGGUAACCUGGGUGACAAGCUGAUCCCGCAGAACGAGAUCCUGCGUGACGUGAGCGACCUGAAGACCCUGGCCAACCUGCAGGAGAGCAUGGAGUGGCUGUCCUCCAGACUCAAAGGCUUCUUCAUCAACCUGCCCCACGCUGCCAGUGGGUCUCCAGGCUCGGACCCCCAGGUGACCAAUGAGAGCGUCCGCAGCAGGGACCAGAUCCUCCAGACUCUGACUGACCUGUCCAGGGCCUUCCAGGACAUCGCUGACCGCUGUCUGCUGGUCCUCCACCUGGAGGUCAGAGUGCAUUGUUUCCACUACCUGAUCCCCCUGGCCAAGCAGGGGAACUAUGCCAUAGUGGCCAACGUGGAGAGCAUGGACUACGACCCCUUGGUGGUCAAACUCAACAAGGACAUCAGUGCCAUGGAGGAGGUGAUGGGCGCCGCGCUGCAGCAGCACAAGUUCCAGUACAUCUUUGAAGGUCUUGGCCACCUGAUCUCCUGUAUUCUGAUCAAUGGAGCCCAGUACUUUAAGAGGAUCAGUGAGUCUGGCAUCAAGAAGAUGUGUAGGAACAUCUUUGUCCUGCAGCAGAACCUCACCAACAUCACCAUGUCUAGAGAGGCCGACCUGGACUUCGCUAGGCAGUACUAUGAGAUGCUGUACAACGCUGCAGAUGAGCUGCUCAACCUGGUGGUGGACCAGGGCGUUCGCUACACAGAGCUGGAGUACAUCCACGCCCUCAGCCUGCUGCAGAGGAGCCAGACGGGCGUGGGAGACCUGAGCACGCAGAACGUCCGGCUGCAGCGCCUCAAGGAGAUCAUCUGCGAGCAGGCAGCCUUCAAGCAGGCCACCAAGGACAAGAAGAUCACUACUGUUUGAGAGGGGGGACAUUGGGAGGCUGUUGUUGGCAAUGGUCUGUUUGCAUUAGUGUCCAGUGUUUCUUAACCUCCUGUCUGGAAAAAGGGUUUAGAUUAAAGCUAGUAUUUUAGAGCUGACCUAGCAGUGUCAGCUAACCAUCUGAGGGACUGGUCAGCACCUCCACAGGGACUGGUGAUACACUGGGUUUGUUAAAGUCCUGAGUCUUCAUUAGAUCCUAUGGCAGACCGUAAUAACCAUGUAAUAUGUUUUGGGGGUUGAGAUAAUGCUGGUAGGCUGUACAUUGAGUAGUUACUGAUUUUAGGUUUGAACUUAGUUACCAAUAUGCAUCUGUUGUUGUAACUCAUCUGCUUAUUCACUGGCAAGAAUGCAGCCAGUUCCUCAAGAAAUCACACACACACACACACACACACACACACACACACACACACACACACACACACACACACACACACACACACUCCAACUUAAAAAAUGACUCCCUUCAAUCAUCCCAUAUGUGGUCAGCCCUAGUCUCACCUGUGGAGAAUGGGGGAAUUUUAUGAGUCUGGCUUUGGGGCCUUUCUCAUCUCAUUGUCUUAUUACAUCUAACUGCUGCUCUCAAUUACAGCACUACCUCCAGCUCUCCCUCGUGGGCCCGCUGACUGUCUGCAAUACCAGAUGCCAGAUUAGACUGUCUAGAUUAUCACUUCUCUCCUCCUGCUUGUGGCCAUUCUUCUUCCCCAAGGACAAAGAAAGGAAUUGGUUCCUCAGCUGUUGUUCACUCUAUUUUUCUCUCACUUUUAGAAUAAUGUAGAUUGGAUAUAAUGUAACUAUAGCCGAUUCUGAUUAUAGUAUUUGCCACUGUCCUGAAAAAAUGCAUUAACUGUGCUGCAGCGUUGAGGUGUGCAUGUGUGCUAGGGGAUGGGGGGGGCAAUGUAUCCAGUACAAUUGGAGUGUGUAUAUAGUCCAACACUCAAGGUCUUGAACUUAAUAGAGAUGUAAUUGCAAAUCACUACUCCCCUUCCUACCACUAGAACUGCUAAAACUUCUGCUAAAACUAUUCUAAAGUGAAUACACUUGCAAUGAGUCACAAAUCAUUCCUUCCCCUGCAUCCCCUCAGUAUAUUUAGUUAAUUAACUCAGAGGAAAAGUACUUAACAAGAGCAGGGGAAGGAGGAAAGAGAACAGGGGAGAGUUGUGGCAGUGCUGCUCACCAGAACCCAGCGGAACCAUCCAUCAUAAUGACAUGUAGGCUGGGAUCAAUAUGAGCCUUGUGGUUGCCGGAGGGAUUGCCUAGUGCCAUAGGAACAGUUUUACUCAGCACACUCAAGACACACACACACAAUAAACACGUACUAUAUUACACACACACUAUGGAGGUCUCUAUGGCUUGCAGUACUCUGCGCAAGUGAGGAGGUUGUUUCUGCUGAUUCUGUGAACAAGGGAACACUCCAUCUGGAUUUAAAUGACCUGGUAUAUCUGACCCCUAUACACACAUUUUAAGUAAUGGGGCCAACUCAUUGUAAAGAUCUACAAAUAUAUUUCACUUCUUUUUUUUUUAUGCUUUGCUUUAUUUGUUUGUUUACUAAGACAUGUCGUUUUGCACAUCUACAGUGUGUAAUAUGAGAGUGGUUUCAUGUCUGAUUAGUUUUUUCACCUACAUCUGAUGAUAAUGUAGGCUAAUGAGUGUGUGUGAUUUAAGGAUUUAUUUGAUCCUUUCUCCAUUGUCUGUUAAAAGUCCCUUUCAGACCAAGGCCUUGAAUAUCAAUCCUUCUACACUGAAUUAAAGGUGAUUUGCCAAUGUGUACACGGAUCUUGCUGAAAUAAAACAUCAAAAUUCCCCUGUGUA